AUGGCUGGUCUGGGCCUGGUUGACCUGGUUGACGAUACCACAUACCGGAUCAAUCCCAUGACUGCUCACAUGGUGGCAGUGCCAUCGUCUCUCGACGGCAUGCUGCAUUUCACGACAGAGCCUCUCUGGUCAGCAGCUUUCUUGAUGAGACAGCUCAGAGACACAAAAUUCGAAUAUCCAUUCCAAGAAAACAAAACACCCACCCAAUAUGGAUAUAAAAUGAUUGACGAGCAGAGAUUUGUCAACGAGCACACUUAUUCCAUAAUGCACAUGCAAGGACGCAUGCCGAGCUUCUCGUCCUUCAUGGAAGGAAAAUUUGGCCGCUUCGGCACGAUGCCAGAGCGGGUGAAGUCCUUCGGAUAUGAUCUGGAGUCGGUCUUGAAGAGCGAAGCCAACAGCAUAGCCAUCGUCGACAUUGGAGGCGGACGGGGUGAGAUGCUUCUAGAAGUAAAGGAAGCGUACCCUCACUUGAAGAAAGAGCAUCUCGUCUUGCAGGAGUAUCAUCCGGACCAAAAGAAUGCGGACAAGCUGACGAUCCAAAACUGGGAUUUCAAGGACGAAUCACCGGAGUCGGUCAAAGGUGCUCUUGUGUAUAGCCUGACACACAUCUACCACAAUUUGUCAGACCUCGAAGCCUUGCGACUGAUGAAGAAGAUUUCAGAUGCGAUGGCGCCGUACUCCAGGAUGCUGAUUCAUGAGUUCGCAAAAAAUGCCACAUAUGGGAAGAUGCACGCGACCAUGAUUCAACUGUACGCUGGGAGAGUCAGGAGUAGUCGCGAAUGGAAGCAGAUGGCGGCUUUGGCGGGCUUGGAAGUCACUUUCGAGGCAUAUCCUGUCGCCGGGGAGGGGCUUGUUGAGAUGAGAAAGGCCGGAACAUCCGAGGGGACAUCCGAUGUGGCGGCCUAG
This is a messenger RNA of Cladophialophora psammophila CBS 110553, 906 nucleotides long. RefSeq lists its product as uncharacterized. NCBI's taxonomy places the organism in Eukaryota, Fungi, Ascomycota, Eurotiomycetes, Chaetothyriales, Herpotrichiellaceae. Bases 1 to 906 code for a protein of 301 amino acids. The transcript is spliced from 2 exons. Gene Ontology annotation, molecular function: O-methyltransferase activity. The record is from RefSeq and is a predicted model, not a curated record.